AUGCCUCGUUCGCGACCCGCGACAACAGGCUAUGAACGCCUCGCGCAGGCCGACGACUUCAGCGACGACUCUGAUGAGGAUCCUCUCGCCCAAUCCUACGCAUCUCUCCAACCAGCAGCCGCUUCGCGAUAUGGCCCUGUUUCGCAGCCGCGCCAUCGAUCUGGCAUGGCCAGUCCCAAGUCUCUGACCUCAUCUUCUCAACCCAAAUUCCGUCACCGCUCAGGAAGUAGCGCCGGCGUCGACCUAAAGGCUAUCAAUGCUCGGCUUGAGCGGUGGGCCGACGAGAUUGCGUCGCGCUUCAAGCGCAAGGGCAAGAACCAGCAAGGCGAAGAGGAACGUCUUGAAAUACACUAUUCUGUCUUUCAGCCUCCCGAGGGUAUCCGACCUGUAACUGCCGAAAGUACUGCUGUACCACACGAGGGUGUCAUGUCAAAAGCGGAGUUUGAGACCAUUGUAGAGAGUGUUCGAAGUGCUAUUCGGCAAGAAGUUCAUCCCAGCAUGAUCUCACAGGGUAGUUCCGGUAGUUACUUUGCUCGAAAUCCAGACGGCAAGAUCGUGGGUGUUUUCAAGCCCAAAGAUGAGGAGCCUUAUGCCGCAGGAAAUCCCAAAUGGAACAAGUGGAUUCACAGAAACCUCUUUCCAUGCUGUUUUGGGCGAGCUUGUCUUAUUCCUAACCUUUCGUAUGUCAGCGAAGCAGCUGCAUAUGUGCUCGAUUGCCAACUAAGAACGCACCUCGUUCCGUACACCGAUGUUGUUUGGCUUGCCUCCAAGUCUUUCCACUAUCCCUUCUGGGAUCGCCGCAAAUUCCAUCGCAAGAAGACACCUCUCCCAGCUAAACCGGGCAGUUUCCAGGUUUUCCUUAAGGGGUUCAAGGACGCCAAUGUUUUCCUCCGAGAGCAUCCUUGGCCCGAUCAGUACUGGUCGGGCUUCCGAACAAACGAUAAUCAGAAUAAAAAGAAGAAGAGGUGGACCGAGAGUUGCCGCCCUUCCGGAAAUGCCACUCCAAAUGAUGGUUACAACAGCGAUGACGAAGAAGCUGCCCAAGGCGCAAACCUCUUGGGUCCUGAUAAUUUCAUUUGGACCGAGAACCUCAAAGAGUCGUUACGAGAGGAACUUGAAAAACUAGUCAUUCUCGACUACAUAAUGCGAAACACAGAUCGAGGAUUGGAUAACUGGAUGAUCAAGGUCGAUUGGGAGACAGGCAAAGCCUCAAUAGCUUCUGAUCCCAUUCAGUUGAACAUGGAGCCAGUCGCGGAAGAGGAGGGACCUCGACCUGUUGACCUCUCACAACAAGGCCCUCGCGCUACGAGAGCAUCAUAUCCUUAUAAGACACAGCGACCGAUGAGUGCUUCGAGUCGAAAACAUGUAGGAAACGAGCCGGCCAUCACCGUUGGUGCCAUCGAUAACUCGUUAUCAUGGCCCUGGAAGCACCCUGAUGCUUGGAGAAGUUUCCCCUUUGGCUGGCUUUUCCUGCCUGUCGAUCUUAUCGGGCGUCCAUUCUCCCAAAAGACAAGAGAUCACUUCCUUCCUCUACUAACAUCUACCUCAUGGUGGACGCAAACAGUGCUCUCGUUGAAGAGAGUGUUCCAGAUGGAUUGUGAUUUCCAGGAGCGCAUGUUUGCGAAGCAGGUCGCCGUCAUGAAGGGUCAGGCCUGGAAUGUCGUUGAGACACUCAAGACUCCAGACCAUGGCCCCCUUGAACUUACCCGCAGAGCACGAGUUUGCGUCUGGGACGAUUUGGUCGAUGUGCCUGUUGCAGUUCCUAUGCGUAACACGUCUUCAGAAGUCCGCCGCAACCCCCACGUUCGUCAAUCUAUGGACGAGGCCGACAUUGCGAGCUCAGCUCCUGCUAGUAACCCUCCAAUCGAGGAUCUUCUUGGCCUCGCCAGUGCGCCCGCAGACAUGCCUCACCCAGGUCGGUUCGAGCUCUCAUCUCCGACCGAGGAGACAGUCCCAUCAUUAGGCGAGCAACCGUCCGGUGAAACCAAUUUCCUGGCAUCAACAGGGCUGCAGCAACAUAGCGGGGACGUGACUGAGCGUCCAGCCGCUCGGCCAGCUGGUGUUAGGAACAGUUACCAAGGACCAGUCCGCGCACUCAACAUGUAUGAGCCCGCACGCCAGCAUACAUCGCGGCAACAACGGAGAUAUUCAUUUGCUAACGCCGCUGCUCGUCAUAACAGCAACUCUAUCGCACAGCAGUACUACGGUGACACUGAACACUACACGGACGAUCUCGAAGGUGAUCUGGGAUAUGCUGCAGCCGAGGGGCAGAUGGGCAACCAACGCAAGGUCAUUGUUGAACGACUCGAAGCGGUCAAAAGUAGGAACCCUGUUUUUGAGUGCUGGUGA
Molecule: messenger RNA, 2349 nt
Organism: Fusarium pseudograminearum CS3096
Lineage: Eukaryota; Fungi; Ascomycota; Sordariomycetes; Hypocreales; Nectriaceae
Exons: 3
Coding region: 1-2349 (782 amino acids)
Biological process (GO): endosome organization; phosphatidylinositol phosphate biosynthetic process; Golgi organization
Cellular component (GO): trans-Golgi network; plasma membrane; endosome
Molecular function (GO): 1-phosphatidylinositol 4-kinase activity
Source: RefSeq, a predicted model, not a curated record